Messenger RNA from Canis lupus familiaris (dog), 3676 nucleotides. RefSeq names its product potassium channel tetramerization domain containing 1 (gene KCTD1). Gene Ontology annotation, cellular component: nucleus. NCBI's taxonomy places the organism in Eukaryota, Metazoa, Chordata, Mammalia, Carnivora, Canidae. Gene Ontology annotation, molecular function: transcription factor binding; transcription corepressor activity. The record is from RefSeq and is a predicted model, not a curated record. The transcript is spliced from 5 exons. Bases 249 to 2864 code for a protein of 871 amino acids. Gene Ontology annotation, biological process: protein homooligomerization; negative regulation of DNA-templated transcription.
GGGUCCAGCCAGCCCCCGUCCUCACCCUCUCCCUGUCUAACUCCCCCCCCCCGCCUCCCUUCCCCUCCAUCCCCUGCGCGCCGCUGCCCCUCCGGAGCUGCGCUCCGAACUGGCAAUUGGAGCGCGGCUCCUUUAAGAGCCCGGCUUUGCCUCCCGGUAGCUGAAGGUCAUUAAACACAAAAGCUCUCAGCGCUGCGGUCCAAUAUAGCGCAUGCGCCCUGCCCGAGGACUGGCAGAGAGACGGCAAUAUGGCGAGAAUGCCUGGCAGCGGGGACUGUAACACCAGCGCGGGCGGCAGCGCCGGCGCCGCCGCCGCCGCCGCCGAGAACAAUGGGGAGCGGGGCGAGGGCGAGCGCGGUGCGGGGGGCCGCGGCCGCCGCCACGGCCGCCCGCACUACUGCAGCGCGGGCGAGGAGGAGGAGGAAGAGGAGGAGGACGACGAGAUCCAGGAGGUGCAGAUAACGGGGGACGAGGAGGAGGAGGACGGAGGUGGGGGGCUGGAGGAGGACGAGGAGGAGGAGGAGGAGGAGGAGGAGGAGGAGGAGGAGGAGAUGGGGCUGGACUGGGACGAGCCCCUGGAGCCCGAGGACUCGGCCGGGGAGGAGCUGGAGCCCGAGCCGGUCCAUAUGAUCAAUAUGGACCAGAGCGCCGCGCUCGAGCCCGAGGCGCCGCCGCGACUGCUGGCGCCCCGGGCCCGCGGCGGGCCGCCCGGGGACAGCGCCGAGCUGGACCCCGACGUGCUGCAGCGCCCCGAGCGGGCCCGGCUGAGCGAGAACACCCGGCUGGCCACCCGCUACGCCGUGCGCAUCUUCCGGGAGUACCUGAGCGAGAAGGCGCAGAGCCCGGACUUCGAGACCAUGGACAAGGGGGCGCUGUGCCGCGUGCUGCGCUCCUUCUACGCCGAGGCCCGCUCCAAGAGCGGCCAGCUCUACAGCAAGUCGUCGCUCAUCAGCAUCCGCAGCUCCCUCAACCGCUACCUCAACGAGCCCCCGUACUGCCGCACGCUCGACCUCACCAAGGACCCCGAGCUGCGCAGCGCCAACCUGACGCUGGCCGCGGUCAUCCGCAAGCUCGAGGAGCAGGGCGCCGGGCCCGUGGUGCAGAAGCAAGCCAUCACGCGAGCCGACCUGCGCAAGCUCUACACCUCCAGCGUCUUCAGCACCAACACGCCCUUCGGGCUUCUCAACAAGGUCUGGUUCGAGACGUGCAUGUACUUCUGCACGCGCGGCCGCGAGAACCAGCGCGAGCUGGAGGAGGACUCCUUUGGGCUGGCCAUGGACGAGGACGGCCGCAAGUUCGUCUACUUUAAGUCCCUCGGGCCUUACCACAAGUCGCGCUCGUCGUCGUGGAGCAAGAAGCGUGCCGAGAGCAGCGACGAGGAGAACUUGCCCCGCAUGUACGAGACGGGCACCGAGUUCUGCCCCUACGCCAGCUUCGUCAAGUACCUGUCCAAGCGGAACCCCCUCUGCAAGGCGUUCUUCCAGCGGCCCCGGGACCACUGCAGCGAGGGCGAUGUGACCUGGUACGAGAACAAAGCCAUCGGCAAGAACUUGCUGGGCACCAGGAUGCAGAUGCUCUCCAAGGCGGCCAAGCUCUCCAAGACCUACACCAACCACUGCAUCGGCGCCGUCUCCAUCGCCACGCUCAACAGCAUCGCGGGCAUCGGCACCAAACUGGGCUCGCCCGCCCCGCAGGGCUGCUACGCCGAGGCCCUGAACGGGGCGGCUCGCCACCACUCCCACCACCACCCCCCCACCCAUCCCUCCCACCACCACCGCCCCCAGCCGCCCUCGCUGGGGAACACCUAUAUCCUCCCCAAAGACAGCCAGGUCGGGCCCGACGUGAAAUCCGAGGCUGCGCCCAAGCGCGCACUCUACGAGUCCGUGUUCGGGUCGGGGGAUAUCUGCGGCCCCUCUUCCCCCAAAAGACUUUGUAUCCGCCCCUCGGAGCCUGUGGAUGCGGUGGUGGUGGUUUCCGUGAAACACGACCCCCUGCCUCUUCUUCCAGAAGCCAAUGGGCACAGAAGCACCAAUUCUCCCACAGUAGUUUCACCUGCUAUUGUUUCCCCCACCCAGGACAGUCGACCCAAUAUGUCAAGACCUCUGAUCACUAGAUCUCCUGCAUCUCCACUGAACAACCAAGGCAUUCCUACUCCAGCACAGCUCACAAAAUCCAAUGCGCCCGUCCACAUUGAUGUGGGUGGUCACAUGUACACCAGCAGCCUGGCCACCCUCACCAAAUACCCCGAAUCCAGAAUCGGAAGACUUUUUGAUGGUACAGAGCCCAUUGUUUUGGACAGUCUCAAACAGCAUUAUUUCAUUGACAGAGAUGGACAGAUGUUCAGAUAUAUCUUGAAUUUUCUACGAACAUCAAAACUCCUCAUUCCUGAUGAUUUCAAGGACUACACUUUGUUAUAUGAAGAGGCAAAAUAUUUUCAGCUUCAGCCCAUGUUGUUGGAGAUGGAAAGAUGGAAGCAGGACAGAGAAACUGGUCGCUUUUCAAGGCCCUGUGAGUGCCUAGUGGUGCGUGUCGCCCCAGACCUCGGAGAAAGGAUCACGCUCAGCGGUGACAAAUCCUUGAUAGAAGAGGUGUUUCCAGAGAUCGGCGACGUGAUGUGUAACUCUGUCAACGCAGGCUGGAAUCACGACUCAACGCACGUCAUUAGGUUUCCACUGAAUGGCUACUGUCACCUCAAUUCGGUCCAGGUCCUCGAGAGGUUGCAGCAGAGAGGAUUUGAAAUCGUGGGCUCCUGUGGAGGAGGAGUAGACUCGUCCCAGUUCAGCGAGUACGUCCUGCGGCGGGAGCUGAGGCGGACGCCCCGCGUGCCCUCCGUCAUCCGGAUAAAGCAAGAGCCUCUGGACUAAAUGGACAGAUUUCUUAUGCAAAAAGAAAAAAAAAACGUACACAACAAAUAACGCAAACAAAAAAGGGACAUUUAUGUGCAGUUGGGACAGCAAACCAAGUCCUGGACCUAAAAUGAAUAAAAAGACACAUUUAUAUCCAAUAGAGACCACACCUGUAUUCAUAUGGGAACAAUUGGAAUAGUGAUAUCCUCAAGGUGUAAAAAAAUAUAUAAAUAUAUAUAUAUGUCAAAAGGUAGGAAAUGCAAAAAAAAAGGAACAAAAAAAUGUUUUAAAAAAGGUGGUAGCUACAGUUGGUGCUGUGAUGGCCGUGAAGUGUCCUGGGCCUCCCGAGGCCCCUGACCAAUAAACAAGCCAUGAGCAGUGAGGACGCAUCUCCUUACAGUUUCCAUUGCCAACAGCCAUCCAUCGUUUCUUUUCCUUUGUCUUUCUUUUUCCUUUUUUUUUUUAAAAAACAAAAAAACAACAAAAAAAACACCUUGACUCGAGUUUAUUUUGCGUAUGGAGGUUUCAUGUCCUCUCUUUAGGCGGGGACCGGCAGGACUUCAGAAAACUCUCAUGAGCACACUGCAUUCGAAAGACAUUAGACAUGAAAUUUUAAAUGUAGUUUGUACAGAAGUCACAAUUUUUUGUCCGCCUCACAGAUGUGAACAUUACUUUGUUUUUAAACUGAUCAGUUUUGCAAAGGGGCCAGAAAUUAUUACUUGUUAGAGUUGCUCCAGUUUGAGUCUGCUGCUUUCCUACAAUUUUUCAAAUUUUAUAAUGUAUUAAAUACAAUAAACUCUGUUUAAAAAAUAAGGCCUGUGUGAAACACA